This is a messenger RNA of Biomphalaria glabrata, 2015 nucleotides long. Its product is annotated as U3 small nucleolar RNA-associated protein 6 homolog. Gene Ontology annotation, biological process: maturation of SSU-rRNA from tricistronic rRNA transcript (SSU-rRNA, 5.8S rRNA, LSU-rRNA). The transcript is spliced from 21 exons. Gene Ontology annotation, cellular component: small-subunit processome; Pwp2p-containing subcomplex of 90S preribosome. The coding region runs from base 152 to 1933 and encodes 593 amino acids. The record is from RefSeq and is a predicted model, not a curated record. Gene Ontology annotation, molecular function: protein binding; snoRNA binding. NCBI's taxonomy places the organism in Eukaryota, Metazoa, Mollusca, Gastropoda, Planorbidae.
GUCUGCCAAAUUGUGGUAAGCAUGUGAAUUGUAUACAUUUGUAAACAAACUUGAAUCAAUUUUUUUGUCUCUUGAUAGACUUGAUUGUCAUAAAUUUUUUAUUCUAAAAGAUCUUUACAGAUCUAUAUCUAUAAGCUAAAAAGAAAAAAAAAUGGCAGAAUACGUUAAUCAAAGGCUGGAAGAAAUGAUUCCUGAGCUAGAAGAGAUGAGCAGCAUUGGAUUAUUUUCUAUCAAAGAAACAAAAGUCAUUCUGAAACUGAGAGAGGCUCAUGAGUACAAGCUUCGACAACAAACGAAAACCAAGCAAUCAUUUUUAAAUUACAUAGAGUAUGAGAAGAAAUUAUUGGAGUUGAUCAAGAUAAGAAGAAAGAAACUUGGUCAAGAUUCGAAAAAGAGAGAUGUUGAAAAAGCAAUAGCAGACAGAAUUCACAAAUUAUAUCGAUUGGUCUGUGAAAGAUUUUCUGAUGAUCUCCACUUGUGGGAACAGCACAUUGAGUUCACUAAACUUAUGAAUGAAAAAUCUUAUGUGUCCAGGCUCUAUACAAAAGUUUUGAAAAUUCACUCACAUAAUGAAGACUUGUGGGUCAGGUCUGCUCGGUGGGAGAGUUCCAAAGAGGGUAACAUGAACCCAGAUCUGGCCAGAGAAAUACUACUCAAGGCACAGAGGGUGAAUCCAGAAUCUCAGCUGAUUUUCUUAGAGAUGUUCCGUAUGGAACUAGAUUUAGCAAAAAUCGCAGUUAAAAGAAAACAAAUCCUAGGUUUAGCUGACAAAAAGGAUGAUACAUCUGAUGAUGAUGGCUCACAAAUUAACAUUGGGCAGGAGUUUAAAAUUGCUAACAUCAUCUACUCCAAGGGAAUUGAGAUGUUUCCAGGUAAUUCUGAACUUCACCUUAAAAUGUUGGCCGUAUGCUGUGCUGUGAAAGAAGCCAAGGCACUACGACAACAGAUAGUGCAAGACUUGCAAUGUUUGUAUCCAGAGAACCCUCAAGUCUGGCAUGCGUUGGCUUUAAUAAAUUUGAAUGGCCUUAGAAAAAUGGAUAAAGCCAAUCAAAGGGAAAGUGCCAAGCAGUGCGUGGAGGUGUACCAGCAAGCUGUGGAGAAACUGCCAAAUGAAAAGAUGUACUCCCUGUGUCUGAGCGCCCUGCUGACCCUGUUGAAGACACGAGAGUUCCAGGGUGCCGACUGGCUGAGGAAGACGAGCAUCUCUUUGUUUGAGAAAGCCAUCCAACAUGGCGUCCUGUCAGAGACUAUGUACAACGAACUGCUUGAGAUUCUGGAAAGUUCAGGACUGAAUGAGAAUGUCCUGCAAGUGUCCAAGCAGGCCACUUCAGACCACCCAGGUUCCUGCAAAUUGUGGCAGACUAGGCUAAGACUGAUGGUGACCGUUGGUCAAGCGGACUGCUCAGCUGUUGAUGCACUUCUGAAAACAAGUUUAAAGCACAUUCCUUCCGAUGAGGCCUGGCCUGUCUGGGAGUUUGUACUGACCUACCAUGGCUCGCGAGGAUCUGCUCAAUUUGACCAGUUGUUGGAGGAAGCGUGUCGCAACGUAUCAUCUUCUGUCUCAUCGAAAGCCAAAGACUGGAGCCUGCAGUGGAUCUACAGACACGAAGGCAUCAAGAAGGCCCGUGAGUUUUUCUCCAGGUUCAAGUCGCUGCGUCCCGUCAGUUUGAGUUUCUUUAAGCUCUACGUUCAGAUGGAGAACUCCCAGAUGUCUCCAAAUGUUGACUUGAUUCGUAACGCGAUGGAGGAAUGCUUGGUUACUUUUGGUCAUAAGGAGCCAGAUUUGUGGCUCAACUACCUCUACUGGGAGACACACUCAGGCAAAGACAGCGCCAAGUCUGGCGACAUUUACCAGAGGGCCCUGACUGCCCUUGACCCCGAGCAAAGGGACGCUUUUAUCAGGAAACAUGUGCUGUCAGGACUUGUCCUCUAGAUGCCCUGGUGUUGACCUGGUGGUCUGGGAGUUACAUCUGUCUAAAAACAGCUGGUCUAUUGAAAUAAAUGUUGUAAUUUUC